Messenger RNA from Stomoxys calcitrans (stable fly), 4372 nucleotides. RefSeq names its product serine/threonine-protein phosphatase 4 regulatory subunit 3 (gene flfl). Gene Ontology annotation, molecular function: protein phosphatase activator activity. Gene Ontology annotation, biological process: DNA damage response; protein dephosphorylation. Gene Ontology annotation, cellular component: protein phosphatase 4 complex; nucleoplasm. The transcript has 10 exons. NCBI's taxonomy places the organism in Eukaryota, Metazoa, Arthropoda, Insecta, Diptera, Muscidae. The record is from RefSeq and is a predicted model, not a curated record. Bases 1278 to 4364 code for a protein of 1028 amino acids.
UUUCAGGAUAUCAUUUAAAGAAUUUCCCUAUAAAAACCUAAUUAAAUAUUACAAAAAUUGUAUAAAAUCACUCCUUGAAUAAUGCGAAAACGUAAAUUAAAGAAGUUUUGUAAAAAUUUCUGCGAUUAUAAGCUUUAAUUUGCCAUCGAAAAAAUUUUAUGGUGCAGACACAGCGAAGAAACCGAAAAAGAGGAAAAAAAACUUACUGAGCAAAAAAAGAAUCAACAUAACAAAGAGUAAUUGAAAAAAAUAUAGUGAACAUCGAAUGUGUUUCGAGUAAAGUAAAGCUUGUGUGUGCGUGAGUGUGUUUUAAUAAGGGAAAAAGUGGUGCGACCAAUUUUUAUAUUGUUUCAUACCCAGUGAAGAAAAAUUCACCUUCAAUUUGGAGAGGAGAGAUCGGUCUCUUCUUCUUGGGUCGUCAACAUUGUGAAAAAAAUUAACCAAAAUUUCCUAAACAGCUUGGCCACCACCAAAACUCUCACUGCUUUUCCUUAUUAAAAAACGCAAAGAAAAUUAAAUUUGAACUUCUUAUCUUUCACCAAAACAGAAACAAUGAAAAUGUUUUAUUUAAUUUACUUAAAUGAGUAACAAACUCAACAAAUUUGAAUUUUAAAUUCAAUAAACAAAUAACGUCGAAGUUCUUUUGUAAAAAUUCCUUAGAUACCAAGAUUUCAAUAUAAAGGAAUAGGAACAAAGUUCCAAAAGGAAAAUUCCAAACUGUGGGACUGCAAAACCUGAGGAACCUGAACCUCCAUUGCCGCUUUCUCUCGCUCUCCCUCUCUCUCAUUCUCUCUAUGUGGAGGAGCAGGAGGCUUUAGUUAAAAGUGCAACUAGUCUCCUUUCGUUGUUGUUUUUGCUGUUUGAUAUACGAAAGUUAAAGGAUAUGCUUCGCUUGAUGCAUUAAUACACAACAAAAGACAACGAAGAAAAAAUUCCAAAAAAAAAAAACAAAAUUUGACACGUGAGCCACCUGUUGGUACGCAAGAGCAACGCAACAACAUUCAACACUCAAACGAAAACAACAACAAUAAUCACAACACAUGACUUCCGGUUCCAUUUAUUUGGAGUUUAGCGAAACGCAAGUACAAUUCUUUGAAAAGUAUUGAGGCGUAGGAGAAGAGGAAGAAGGAAAUAACUCCAGAGUAGAAGAAGAGAGGGUUAAAUUUGUAAGCAAAUAGUUUAACUAACUCUAAUAUCAUCAUCAAAAUAUUUUAAAUAUAUUUUACAAUAAGAAAUAAUUGUGUAAACCCCCCAUUAACAAUAAUAACAAUAACAAAAUGACUACCGAUACCCGCCGACGAGUCAAAUUGUAUGCUUUAAAUGCAGAACGUCAAUGGGACGAUCGUGGCACCGGUCAUGUUUCAUCCAACUACGUGGACAGACUAAAAGGUAUCUCUUUGCUGGUACGCGCUGAAUCCGAUGGUAGCUUACUUUUGGAAAGUAAAAUACAACCCGACACCGCCUACCAAAAGCAACAGGACACCCUUAUUGUUUGGUCCGAAGGUGAUAAUUUUGAUUUAGCCCUAAGUUUUCAAGAGAAGGCCGGAUGUGAUGAAAUAUGGGAGAAAAUAUGCCAGGUUCAAGGCAAAGAUCCUUCCGUUGAAAUUACCCAGGAUAUAGUUGAGGAAUCCGAAGAUGAACGCUUCGAAGAUAUGUCCGACACAGCACCGCCCAUUGAAUUGCCGCCUUGUGAAUUGGCCCGCCUAGAAGACAUCUCCGAAGUUAUACAGAAUUGUUUAACCACACCAUUGCGCAAGGAGAAACUAUCCAUGGCCUUGGAGUCGGAGAAUUAUAUUAAGAAACUACUUAAUAUAUUCCAUGUGUGCGAGGAUUUGGAUAAUACCGAGGGCCUGCAUCAUCUCUUUGAAAUAUUCAAAAAUAUAUUUCUAUUGAAUAAGAAUGCACUGUUCGAAAUUAUGUUUGCAGAGGAUACCAUCUUUGAUGUGGUCGGCUGUCUCGAGUACGAUCCGAGCGCCACCCAGCCGAAGAAACAUCGUCAGUAUUUAAAGCAAUGGGCCAAAUUCCGUGAAGCAGUCCCCAUUAAGAAUCAAGAUCUAUUAGCUAAAAUCCAUCAGACAUUUCGUGUGCAGUAUAUACAGGAUAUUAUAUUGCCCACGCCAUCCGUAUUCGUAGAGGAUAAUAUGUUAAAUACUUUAUCUAGUUUUAUAUUUUUCAACAAAGUCGAGAUUGUCACACUGAUACAAGAGGAUGAGCGUUUUCUUGUCGAUAUGUUCACAAUGCUUACCGAUCCAAAUACCAGCGAUGCCAAGCGUCGUGACAUUGUCCUGUUUUUGAAGGAGUUCUGCAAUUAUGCCCAGAACCUGCAGCCGCAGGGCAAGGAUUCGUUCUACAAAACUCUGACAUGUUUGGGCAUACUGCAGGCAUUGGAGAUAACGCUGGUGAUGAAUGAUCAGAAGACUAAGGCGGCUUCAAUAGACAUACUGACGGCGAUUGUUGAAUUUUCGCCGUUGGUUGUACGUAACUAUACACUGCAACAAGUGAGUCGUACCGAAGGGGAUCGCAUGUUACUGAACAUUGCCAUUGAACAAAUGUUGAAUGAUUCCGAACCCGAAUUGGGCGUUGCUGUGCAAUUGAUGGGCAUAAUCAAGAUAUUACUGGAACCCGAGAAUAUGUUAACUGAAAAGGGCGAUUUCUUGAACUUUUUCUAUAAACACAGUAUACAAACAUUAAUAGCACCCUUGUUGCUCAAUACAAUCGAUGAUCGUCCGCAAAACGAAGAUUAUCAAACAGCACAAUUAUUGGGAAUAGUUUUAGAUAUUUUAUCAUUUUGUGUCGAACAUCAUACUUAUCACAUAAAGAAUUUUAUCAUACAAAAAGAUCUCCUCAAGAGAAUUCUAGUACUCAUGAAGAGUUCUCACACGUUCCUUGUUUUAGGCGCUUUAAGGCUUUUAAGAAAGAUUGUAGCAUUAAAAGAUGAAUUCUAUAACAGACACAUUGUUAAGGGCAAUCUAUUUGCCCCCGUUGUGGAUGCAUUCAUACGCAACAAUGGUCGUUAUAAUCUUCUCGAAUCGGCUAUAUUGGAACUAUUUGAAUUUGUUAAAUUGGAGGACAUCAAGACGUUAUGUGUUUAUUUUGUUGAGACAUUUAGCAAGAUAUUUGAUGAAAUCGAAUAUGUUCAAACGUUUAAAUAUUUGAAGAAUCGUUACGAUCAAUAUCAAGAACGAAUAAAAGAUCGCGACAAGAUGGGUCUUGAUACUGGCAUUUCAAUAAUUCGUAGCGGACGUUUUCGUCGUGAUCAACGGCAACUGGAAGAGGAAGAAGAAAUGUGGUUUAAUGAAGAGGAAGACCUAGAAGAAAUCGAUACGUAUAAUGCCGUCAUGAAGUCCGUUACUGAAAAAAAUGGUUCACCCACAUCUCAACAGCAAAUGCAACAGAAAUCACCGCCACAGAAUGCACAACAGCAACUGCAACAGCACGGCACCAGUAAUAGUAUGUUGAGUGGUAAUUCAUCUGCCAAUAGUUUGAAUAUAACAUCUGCGGCGACGACAUCAAAUCAUUCACCUACAGGUGGCGGCGGCGGUGGUGGCGGGGGCAGUGCGGUUGGCGACAACAAUGCAGGCGGCCUACAAAUACCCUCCACCAGCAGCAAUAGCAGCAGCUCUAGCACCAGCGCCAGUAGUAGUAAUUGUAGCAGCAGCAGCAGCAACAGCAGCAUCAGUAAUAGUGAACCACAAACGUCCGCCGCCGCUCAUUUGAGUGCAAAUUUAGCAUUGCAUCAGCAACAACAACAACAGCAGCAGGAUCAACAGCCUCACAGCUAUCAACAGCAACAACAAUUGAAUCUGAAUAGUACAUUGGUUGCGGCGGCUGCAGCAGCGGCAGCUGUUGGUGUUUCAUCACAUUUGGAAGCGCAACAAACACAACAAAGUGAUAUUGUUGAAUUGCAACAACAGCUGGCAGCAGUUGAACAACAGCAAGAAUUGGCGGCGCUAAAUGGUGGCGCCAGUGGAUCAAGCAGCUGCACUACUGACACCUUACCUUCGAAUGCAGCGGCCAACAGCAGCGUUACGCAAUCCUCGACGGCAGGUCCAUCAUCAAGUGCUCUGUCCGAAUCUGCAGUGGCCGCAGCAGCGGCUGCAACACAAUUACUAUCAACGAUGGCGCCAAGCGAAGCCGUUGCCGCUGUAGUUGUUGCUGUAGCAAAUAAACUUAAUAGCUGUAAUAAUGCCGCUAAUGUUAUUGAAAAUAAAGAGGCAGCGCCGUCACAUUCACCGUCAGCAAUAACCGGAGAAAAAUUUCUAAAGAAGCUUGUUGAUUACGGUAGUGAUUCGGGUGAUGAAUACGAACCGGAUGAGGACGAUGAGGAAGAAACGCCACAUCAAAAGAAACCACGUUUGGCAUAGCAACUUUA